GCGGCCCAACCGGGCGGUGGCAGAUGCGCCCGGCAGUGGCAGCCACCGGCAGCACACAGGUGACCCAGUCUGCGGAGCAGCCUAGUCAGGGGGCGCCCAGGGAGAUCUGGCUAGAGAGCGAGGCCAGAUCCGCCCCCAACGCGCGUGUCUCGGCGCCAGGAGCCGUCCCGGGGCGUGUUGGCGAGCACUGAUAUAGAUAUAAGGACAUUUCUCUCCAUGGCGUCACGUGACAUAAUUACCACCAGAAUCAAUCAAGAUGAAUUGCACGUCAGCGCCCGGUGGGGAUUUUUGCUUAGUUGAUCCUGGCCCAAGCCUCUUGUGCAAUCAAUGGCUCAGGUUGGCGGCGCGGGGAGCGGCCCGGGGCUCGCCGGUGCGCACGCCGCGGAGCCAUGAAUGACUUUGACGAGUGCGGCCCGAGCGCAGCCAGCAUGUACCUGCCCGGCUGCGCCUACUAUGUGGCCCCGUCGGACUUCGCCAGCAAGCCAUCGUUUCUGUCGCAACCGUCGUCCUGCCAGAUGACUUUCCCCUACUCUUCCAACCUAGCGCCGCACGUCCAGCCCGUGCGCGAGGUGGCCUUCCGCGACUACAGCUUGGAGCGCGCCAAGUGGCCGUACCGCGGCGGCGGCGGCGGCGCUGGGGGCGGUGGCGGCGGGGGCGGCCCCGGCGGGGGCGGCGGUGGCGGCGGCGGCGCGGGGGGCUACGCUCCCUACUACGCGGCUGCGGCGGCAGCGGCGGCGGCGGCGGCGGCGGCGGAGGAGGCGGCCAUGCAGCGGGAGCUGCUCCCGCCCGCGGGCCGCCGGCCGGACGUGCUCUUCAAGGCGCCGGAGCCGGUGUGCGCCGCGCCCGGGCCGCCCCACGGCCCUUCGGGUGCCGCCUCCAACUUCUACAGCGCCGUGGGCCGCAACGGCAUCCUGCCGCAGGGCUUCGACCAAUUCUACGAGGCCGCGCCCGGGCCCCCGUUCGCCGGGCCGCAGCCCCCGCCGCCGCCCGCGCAGCCGCAACCCGAGGGUGCUGCCGACAAGGGAGACCCCAAGACCGGGGCAGGUGGCGGUGGGGACAGUCCCUGCGCCAAGGCGACCCCCGCCUCGGAGCCGAAGGGGGCGGCAGAAGGCGGCGGGCGUGACGGCGAGGGGCCCCCGGGGGAGGCGGGGGCUGAGAAGAGCGGCACAGUGGCCCCCCAGCGGUCCCGGAAAAAGCGCUGUCCCUACACCAAGUACCAGAUCCGAGAACUGGAACGCGAGUUUUUCUUUAACGUGUACAUAAACAAAGAGAAAAGACUCCAACUCUCUCGGAUGCUCAACCUUACUGACCGGCAAGUCAAAAUCUGGUUCCAGAAUCGCAGGAUGAAGGAAAAGAAACUGAACAGAGACCGUCUGCAGUAUUUCACUGGAAAUCCCUUAUUUUGA
This is a messenger RNA of Artibeus jamaicensis (Jamaican fruit-eating bat), 1406 nucleotides long. RefSeq names its product homeobox D11 (gene HOXD11). The record is from RefSeq and is a predicted model, not a curated record. Bases 390 to 1406 code for a protein of 338 amino acids. Gene Ontology annotation, biological process: anatomical structure development; regulation of transcription by RNA polymerase II. Lineage: Eukaryota; Metazoa; Chordata; Mammalia; Chiroptera; Phyllostomidae. The transcript is spliced from 2 exons. Gene Ontology annotation, molecular function: DNA-binding transcription factor activity, RNA polymerase II-specific; RNA polymerase II cis-regulatory region sequence-specific DNA binding. Gene Ontology annotation, cellular component: nucleus.